This is a messenger RNA of Uloborus diversus, 600 nucleotides long. RefSeq names its product adenylate cyclase type 1-like. Bases 1 to 600 code for a protein of 199 amino acids. The record is from RefSeq and is a predicted model, not a curated record. Gene Ontology annotation, molecular function: adenylate cyclase activity. Gene Ontology annotation, biological process: adenylate cyclase-activating G protein-coupled receptor signaling pathway; cAMP biosynthetic process. The transcript has 2 exons. NCBI's taxonomy places the organism in Eukaryota, Metazoa, Arthropoda, Arachnida, Araneae, Uloboridae.
AUGGACAACAGCCACCGAAAAGUGCUGUUCUCGCGGUGGCUCCCGGAGGGCUUCAAGAGCCCCGAGCUGGAGCAGCUGUACCGGCGCUACGCCGUUAAGCUGCAGCAGGCCUCGACGUCGAGCGUCCUGGCGCUGGCCGGGGCGCUCGCCCUCUGUCUGGGGGGCGCACACGCCGCCGCCCGAGACGCCCUCUCCGCCGCCUACUACCUGACCUCGUCGGCCGCUUUCGGGGUCGCCCUCCUCUUGCUCGUGCUGGGCCGGAUCCGGGACGCCAGGCUGCCCCUGCUGCGCCACGCUGCCCUCGCCCUCUGCGCCGGGCUCUGCGCCGCGGCGCUGCCCUUCGGCGCCGGACGUCCGGCGGCGCACGGCGCCUGCCUGGUGCUCUUCGUCGUGUUCGUGGCCUACGGGCUCUUGCCGCUCCGGACCCGGAUUGCGGUCGCCGUCGGCCUAGCGCUGCCCCUCCUCCACACGGCCGCAGCCCUGGCCGCGCCGCAGCCCCCCUACGCCGCCCUGCUCUGGCACCAGGUCAUCCACCUUCUUUUCAUGGUCAAGCUGUACAGGGUGUUUGAGAAAGAAAUCCCCUACUAUGAAAUGACAUAA